GGUUCCGGGGCAGGAUUGUGUUUGUUUGAGGCGAUCUCCUUCCUUCGCUUUCGCACUUGGCCGAAGUGAUCUGAGUCUCACAGGGGAGACUGGAGUUAAUCCCGUUAGUUCAAAUAUCACGGAACUUUUUUUUGCGCCAGACAAGACGUUCUGGGACUUGUGGUUUGCUUCUGGAAACGGACUCCGAGCCUGACAGCCGACGGAAGUGAGGCUGCGGGGGAAUGGCCGCGGCGGCGACCAUGGCGGCUGCUGCCCGCGAGCUGGUGUUGCGGGCCGGGGCCUCAGAUAUGGAGGAGGAGGAGGGCCCGCUGGGCGGUGCUUCUGGACUCCAAGAGCCCCUGCAGCUUGGGGAGCUGGAUAUCACCUCUGAUGAAUUCAUCCUGGAUGAAGUGGAUGUUCACAUCCAAGCAAAUCUGGAGGAUGAGUUAGUGAAGGAAGCUCUCAAGACGGGUGUGGAUCUGCGACACUAUUCGAAGCAGGUGGAGCUGGAGCUGCAGCAGAUCGAGCAAAAGUCCAUCCGGGACUAUAUCCAAGAGAGUGAAAACAUCGCAUCUCUGCACAAUCAGAUCACAGCCUGCGACGCUGUCCUGGAGCGCAUGGAGCAGAUGCUGGGAGCUUUCCAGAGCGACCUCAGCUCCAUCAGCUCCGAGAUCCGGACCCUGCAAGAGCAGUCGGGAGCCAUGAACAUUCGACUCCGUAACCGACAGGCAGUGCGGGGGAAGCUUGGGGAGCUUGUGGAUGGGCUAGUGGUGCCCUCUGCUCUGGUCGCAGCAAUUCUGGAAGCUCCAGUGACAGAGCCCAGGUUCCUGGAGCAGCUGCAGGAGCUGGAUGCCAAGGCAACUGCAGUCAGAGAGCAGGAGGCGAGAGGCACAGCUGCCUGCGCAGACGUCAGGGGUGUGCUAGACCGGCUGCGGGUCAAGGCAGUGACAAAGAUCCGCGAGUUCAUCCUCCAGAAGAUUUAUUCCUUCCGCAAGCCGAUGACCAACUAUCAGAUCCCCCAGACAGCCCUGCUGAAGUACAGGUUCUUCUACCAGUUCCUGUUGGGCAACGAGCGAGCAACAGCCAAGGAGAUCAGGGAUGAGUACGUGGAGACGCUGAGCAAGAUCUACCUGUCUUACUUCCGCUCCUACCUGGGGCGGCUCAUGAAAGUGCAGUACGAGGAGGUUGCUGAGAAAGACGAUCUAAUGGGUGUGGAAGACACAGCAAAGAAAGGAUUCUUCUCGAAGCCGUCCCUCCGAAGCAGGAACACCAUCUUCACCCUGGGCACCCGGGGUUCUGUCAUCUCCCCCACUGAACUUGAGGCCCCCAUCCUGGUGCCCCAUACUGCUCAGCGUGGAGAGCAGAGGUAUCCGUUCGAAGCUCUCUUCCGCAGCCAGCACUACGCCCUCCUCGACAAUUCUUGCCGUGAAUAUCUUUUCAUCUGUGAAUUUUUUGUUGUAUCUGGCCCAGCUGCACAUGACCUAUUCCACGCUGUCAUGGGCCGCACACUCGCCAUGACCCUGAAACACCUGGAGUCCUACCUGGCCGACUGCUACGAUGCCAUUGCUGUUUUUCUCUGCAUCCACAUUGUUCUCCGAUUCCGCAACAUUGCAGCCAAGAGGGACGUUCCUGCUCUGGACAGGUACUGGGAGCAGGUGCUUGCCUUGCUGUGGCCUCGGUUUGAGCUGAUCCUGGAGAUGAAUGUCCAGAGCGUCCGCAGCACCGACCCCCAGCGCCUCGGGGGGCUGGACACUCGGCCCCACUAUAUCACACGCCGCUAUGCUGAGUUCUCCUCUGCACUGGUCAGCAUCAACCAGACGAUCCCCAAUGAACGCACCCUGCAGCUGCUGGGACAGUUACAGGUGGAGGUGGAGAAUUUUGUACUCCGAGUGGCUGCGGAGUUCUCCUCCAGGAAGGAGCAGCUUGUGUUUCUGAUCAACAACUACGACAUGAUGCUGGGUGUGCUGAUGGAGCGGGCUGCUGAUGACAGCAAAGAGGUGGAGAGUUUCCAGCAGCUGCUCAAUGCUCGAACACAGGAAUUCAUUGAGGAGUUGCUGUCUCCUCCCUUCGGGGGUCUGGUGGCGUUUGUGAAGGAGGCUGAGGCUUUGAUUGAGCGUGGACAGGCUGAGCGCCUUCGAGGGGAAGAAGCCCGAGUUACUCAGCUGAUCCGUGGCUUUGGUGGCUCCUGGAAGGCGUCGGUGGAGUCUCUGAGUCAGGAUGUCAUGCGGAGUUUCACCAACUUUAGAAAUGGAACCAGCAUCAUCCAGGGGGCGCUGACCCAGCUGAUCCAGCUCUACCAUCGCUUCCACCGGGUGCUGGCACAGCCACAGCUCCGGGCGCUGCCAGCCAGGGCUGAGCUCAUCAAUAUUCAUCACCUCAUGGUGGAGCUCAAGAAACACAAGCCCAACUUCUGACUCGGUCCCCGGGCUGACAGCCCCCAUGGACUCUGCACUGCACACAGUGUCACCUGGGUCCCCUUUCCCCCUCCUGUUGUCUCUGAGGCUUCCACACUCCUCCCCAGCCUCCACUGAGGACUCUGCGGCAACAUAGUGUGCCCAAGUCGCUUCUUCCUGGACGUUUACCAUUUCCCCAUCCCUGUCACCUCCGCCCCUCAUGGGUCGCACCUGUGAAAGCUUCCACUGCUUCUGCGAUUGCGGCUCAGCUCUUGAGACAGAGCUGUGGAGGCUGCCUCUGCUCUCCUGUAACUUGGUGGACCUGUGGUCUCCUCUUGAACACUAACCCAUCACCUCCUGGCUGGGGCUCAGUCUCUCUGUCUGUUGUCUGUCUGUAGGCAAUAAUAAGUACUAAUGUGCCAACAGCUUCCUCUCCUUUGUCCUGGGCCUUCGAGCUCUCCAGCAUUUCCUUACUGUAUCCUAUCCGGGUCCCAGCCUGGUGGGCAUCCAGGAAGAAGGGAGGAUGGUGACCUAUGGACUGUCACUGCUUCAACCCAGGGGUGGCUGGGUUGCUUAGGAGGGGACUGGGGGACUGCUUUGUAGCUCUCCAGGAUGGUGGCACACGCCACAAGGCCUGGGAACAUGGACAGCUGUGGGCACUGUCCUGAGGGCUAGCAUGGGAAAAGCCAGUCUCAGUCCCUAACUGACGUCACAGCUUCUCUGGGAUUGUCUGUCUCAGUCCCUAAGUGACGUCACAGCUUCUCUGAGGGUGGAGGGUCUGCAAUCCCUACAUCCAGACAUUGGGGCAGGGGUGGACCUGGCUCUAAAACACACAUCUUGUCAUUUACAUUUGAUCCAGACCCUCCUGCUGCCCUGCUUCUGUGCCCAGUGAAGACCACAGCAGCGGUUCCUACCUUCCUAAUGCUGCAACCUUUAAUACAGUUCCUCACAUUGUGGUUACCCCAUAAAAUUAUUUUCAUUGCCACUUUAUAACUGUAAUUUUGCUAGUUAUGAAAAAUGUUAAUAUCUGUGUUUUCUGAUGGUUUUAAGCAACUCCUGUGAAGGGUGCUUUAACCCCCACAGGUUGACAACCACUGGUGGUGAUUGAGGAAAGAUCCUUGACAAGCCCUUUUGGGGCGUGCAGUCCUGGCUGUCCUGGAACUCAUUCUGUAGACCAGGCUGGCCUUGAACUCAGCUGACCUGCAUCUGCUGGGAUUAAAGUUGUGCACCACCAUCCAGCUUCUGACCAAGUCUUAAACAAAACCCAUGUGGUUUUAGACCUGUAAUCCCAGCUAAUUGGGAGACUGGCAUGGGAUAGAAGGACUGCUUGGGUUACAGAAUAAGUUCAAGGACAGCCUGGACCAGGUCUUAAAAGUAAAGUCAUGAGCAGGGAAAUGGCUCAGCGGUUAAGAGCCCUGGCUGCUCUUUGGUCCUGAGUUCAAUUCCCCACGCCACAUGAUGUCCAGUCAUCUAUUAUGGGAUCUGGUGUCCUUUUGGUGUGUAGGUAUAUGUGCAGAUAGAGCACCAUAUAUAUAUAAUAAAAUUUAAAAAAAUUAAAAAGCCAGGAAUGUAGUUCAGUGGCAGCUUGUGAGGUGGACAACAGUCCCUGGGUUCCUUUUACCACGGGGGAAAUUCCAGGUGAAAGAAGCUAUGCAGAAAAAUUAAUUUGAGGUCAUUUCCUCUUCCCCAUUCACAUUCAGGUCCUUGGCCAGUGGCCUCUUUGAGGUAUCACCUAAGGAUCUGGCUGUUGCUGCCCUAGGAGGGAAAGGAAGGUAGAGACUCUGAAAGCCGCUCUUGAUUGAACCAUAUGUCUUGUGGGCGGAGUCAGUGCUGUCCUUAGGGAGCUUGCCCAGUUGACCUCAUUUCCCCUUCCUGGUUUCCAGUUCCAGCUUUUCCAGUCUCGCUGUGGCUCCCAGGAUCCUUGAGGCUCAUCGUAGGUUGGGGGCCACAGGCUCACCCCAGACCUGGCCGCGGGAAUCCUUCAUGCUCCUUUCUGGCUUUCUGUGCUUAACCACCUGCUCCAUCCCUCCCCCCAGGUGUCAGUCUUGGGGAUCCCUGUGUUCUGGUCUCACCUUAUAGCCCUGGCUGUCCUGGACUUGCUAUGUGGAUCAGGAACUCAGAGAUCCUCCCGCCUCUGCCUCCUGAGGGCUGAGUUUAAAGGUGCUCCCAAAGAAUCUGUUAUCUUUGGAUGGACACCUUGCUCAGCCUAGAUAUAGUGGGGAAGGCUUGGUCUUGUGUCAAAGCAGUGUGCUAGACUGUUGACUUCCCUUGGGAAGCCUUACUCUCUCUGAGGAGUGGA
Messenger RNA from Chionomys nivalis (European snow vole), 4671 nucleotides. RefSeq names its product VPS52 subunit of GARP complex (gene Vps52). Gene Ontology annotation, cellular component: GARP complex. Lineage: Eukaryota; Metazoa; Chordata; Mammalia; Rodentia; Cricetidae. Gene Ontology annotation, molecular function: syntaxin binding. Gene Ontology annotation, biological process: retrograde transport, endosome to Golgi; lysosomal transport; Golgi to vacuole transport. The record is from RefSeq and is a predicted model, not a curated record. Bases 222 to 2393 code for a protein of 723 amino acids. The transcript is spliced from 20 exons.